Molecule: messenger RNA, 2891 nt
Organism: Gasterosteus aculeatus aculeatus (three-spined stickleback)
Lineage: Eukaryota; Metazoa; Chordata; Actinopteri; Perciformes; Gasterosteidae
Product: E3 SUMO-protein ligase CBX4
Biological process (GO): negative regulation of transcription by RNA polymerase II; protein sumoylation
Cellular component (GO): PRC1 complex
Molecular function (GO): SUMO binding; SUMO ligase activity
Source: RefSeq, a predicted model, not a curated record
UGCAGCUUCAACCCGCCUGCAGAACGAGUCUCCGAGGGGAAAGCGAGGGAAGAGGCGCAGUGGAAAUAGGAGGCGGAGGAGGGGGGCUCUUGUGUUUCAAGAUCAGCAGCAAAAACAAAAAACGUAUUGAAAGCAAGGAUAACGUGUCGAUUAGCAAAAGCAGAGGGUUACAAAAAAUACUACUACAACAACAACAACACCAACAGGAGAGCAGCUAUACUCCUGUAUCGGAAAAUGGAGCUGCCCGCCGCGGGAGAGCACGUCUUUGCGGUGGAGAGCAUCGAGAAGAAGCGCAUCAGAAAGGGGCGGUUUGAGUACCUGGUCAAGUGGCGAGGAUGGUCUCCAAAAUACAACACGUGGGAACCAGAGGAAAACAUCCUGGACCCAAGACUACUUGAUGCUUUUCAAGACAGGGAACGCCAAGAGCAGCUGAUGGGAUAUCGCAAGAGAGGACCCAAGCCCAAGCACCUUCUGGUUCAGGUGCCUUCUUUCGCCCGAAGAUCCAGUCUUCUAGCUGGUCAUCACGCGGCGUCCCUGGACGAGGACAGCUGUCAGAAGACCGGCCCCAUCCAGCUGCUCCGUCCCCAGAGCCAGCAGUACCAAAUGAACGGCAAGAAGCAUCAUCAGUACCAGCCGCUGUGCAGGGAGCGAGAGGCGGAGCAGCAACAGGCCAACGGCAAGAAGUUCUACUAUCAGCUCAACAGCAAGAAGCACCACCCCUACCAGCCAGACCUCAAGGACCACGAGGCCGUGUUUGUUAAGCCGCGGGAGUUAAAAGCAUCCGAGCUGGCUAACAAGGGUUACAACCUUCCCCCAGUGCUGCAGCAAAAGUGGGUCCGGGACAAGGAGUCUGGCUGCCUGACUAAGGUCAAAGAUAUCGCCAUGGAGCUGAAGAAGCUCCCAGCUGACCUGAACGGCCACCAAGAGCCGGAGAGGGUGGGGCCCAAAGAGGACGCCGCACCGCAGUCCAACGGUGCCAGCAACGGCAAGCUGAAGAUCGUGAAGAACAAAAACAAGAACGGCCGGAUUGUUAUUGUCAUGAGCAAGUACAUGGAAAACGGAAUGAAAGCGCCGAAGGUUAAAGACGGUGAUUCUGAAAGCGGCGUGGAGCCGCCGCGAGGAACCGACAACGGCACGGAGAACCACCUUGAGAAGAUGAAGCUGGUCAGGAAGCUCGGCCUCAUGAAUGGAUUAGCAAAAAAUUCCAAAGACAAACCAACAGUUGUCAGUUCUGGACUUAACAAACGUUGCCCCCAAGAAAAGGAACCGUCCCCCAAAACGGAGCCAACUGUGCUGGAUAAACAGGACAAACAUGGCGGGGUCAGAGGGCAGAGGCAGCUUCCGGCGGAUCAGCCUUUACGAUUGGCAACGCAGCUUGAUCUGCCCUCGGACAGGGGAGGAGCCUCCCCAUUGGACAAAGGAGGAAGCCCGGGCGGAUUUCAAGGACUGAAGCGGCACCUCUCUGACAGCGAGGUUCACGGGAGUUGUAAGAGGUCUUUGAGCUCCAGGAGUACGGGCGCUCUCAACGAGGCGUCCUCGCCCACCAAGAGCCUCGGCGUCGACCACAACGGGCCGCCGAGUCACGUCGGGCCGCAGGACUGCGGGUACGCGGACCAGGAGGAGCCCAUCGACCUGAGCGUUGUGAAGUCCAGGCCCAGCGCGGCCCAGCCGGAAACGCACACGCAACCUCAGACCGCGAGACCAGCCGAGGCGCGCACACAGGACGAAACGGACACGCAAGCUGACGCCCGGACAGACGCUCAGCGUGAAACUGAGAGGAAUGAGGAGAAUGUUGACUCAUCUUCCGAUUCUGACCACGUAAAAACAAAAGAAGACCCAUUUCCGUCUUUCCAGCCUUUCCUCGGGAAUAUAGUGAUCACGGACAUUACUACGAACUGCCUCACGGUCACAUUUAAGGAAUACAUCACCGCGUAACCGAGUUCUGUAGCUACUGUGAAGAUGUACAUAAGAUAUAUUUGUAUUUUCGGAUCUUUGAAUGUACAAAUGGACCCAUGGCGUUGCUUUUGUUUUUUUCCAGUUUAAAUUUAGAAAAGAAAAUUAUCAUUUAUUGCGUUAUUUGCAUAUUUUCUUACAACUCCGUUAUUGCUGGAAAUCUACAUGUUGCUGUUUCAAACUUGGCCAAAUGUCUGAACUCUGAAGAUGCACUUAACUCUUGUAAAUCUUUGUCACUUUUCUCUGUAUGUAAUUUAAUCAUACGCUCAACUGGCCGCAUCUCAGAAAAUGUUUAAACAAAUGUAGGCUUUAUGGAGAAGUUUGUCAAGGAGAAAAAUCCUAUAGAAACAUGUUAAAUUCCACUGUGUGUGUGUGCGUGUGUGUGUGUGUGUGUGCGUGUGCAGAUGACAGAUUUAAACAAGGAUGCAUGCUGUUUGGACAGAUAAUGCCAUUAGGGACACUUAAACAAGCAGAUAAAGAAAAAAAUAAGCGCCUUUCUGUCAAUAAAUAAUUUGCGAUGUUUAAAAGGAAAAAUGUGAUCAUUGUUAAAUGAAAUGUUUAGUUGUUAAUCUUUGAUAUAUGCUCUUUUCAGUGUUGGGGUUUUUUUUUUUUAGUCUUGCAUCUCGAGAUCUGAUUACUGAGCACAAGUCACUUCCAUUAACACAGCAGACACACAACCCCGGAACUCUUUUAUGUUUUGUAGCUGUGACAACAAAGUGCUUCUUUGACUGGGAUUGAAUGGACUUGUCCUGCGGUCUUGUUUGAGUAACUUUUGCGUCAUUGCGUUAAUGUGAAAGCACACGUAUUUCUAACAAUCAGAUCUGUUCCCUUUGUCACUCGUGCUCCAUCUCCUGUUUUUAAAUCCCUUCCAGCACCGUGUGACCUGAGGUGCACUGAACUGCUUUGAGAACCACCAUCAGGUGCAUUUUUGAUUAUUU